Molecule: messenger RNA, 972 nt
Organism: Penicillium oxalicum
Lineage: Eukaryota; Fungi; Ascomycota; Eurotiomycetes; Eurotiales; Aspergillaceae
Exons: 1
Coding region: 1-972 (323 amino acids)
Source: RefSeq, a predicted model, not a curated record
AUGGCUCCCGGGACUAAUCCCUCCUGGAACAGACCCCCAGCUUCCCCUUCUCCCAGUAGAAACCACUGGGACUUCACCAAGAAGCUGAGUCAAUACGCGACGAGCUUGGAACGCUACGUGUCCAAUAAUCCACAACUGAGCAGAAUCCUCACUGCUCGAGAUCAGCAGCCUCGUCGCCCGUUCGUCUCCGAUGGCAGUAUCAGACUUCUCCCCCGAGACUGCCAGAUGAACAUCUUCGCGACCGACGUCUUCCCCGGAGCCGAGCCCGUGGAUCUUCUGCCCUUUCGAAUGCAGAUGCCUACUUUGGAUCCGGUCCCGGUGCCAACUCGACUAGUGGGCAAAGUCAAGGCCCAUUUCGACCCAUCCAGCUGGCGUCAGACAGGCCCGGUGAUGGAGACCUUUGGCCCAACGCCGGAGCUCCAACCUGGACCACUCUCUGAAUCAACCUCUCGCUCUUCCUUCAACCUGGUCGUCGAUCCUCCACCUCCAUUCCCCGGUCAAAAUGUCCUCCUCCGUCCAAAGCCCACCUCGCCAUUCUACGACCUGGUCACCGACUCCGAAACAGUGCUCGACUCGCUCAACGUCGACCUCCACCGAACGGCAAAUGACCACGUCCAACGUCUUCGCAUUCUGUUGGAUCUCCUCGACACGUGGGACUCGGCUCUCGCUCUUCGAUUCGCCACCUUCACUCUCCAGGCUCGAACGUGGCGUCGAGACCGCCGGGGGUGGGAGCUGGAGAUGGUGCAGGAUGCCUUUUUCACGGGCAACUUGCACAUGCUACACCCGGACUUUACGGUCCAUUCCCUGGUGAAUGCUCGAUUGCAUGUUGAGCGGGAAAAUCAGAAAGAGCGAGAGGGGCAGGUCGAGGCAUGGCUGGGGGUCAUGAAUCGGGAGACCUGGGCCCGAUGGCAGGCUCAUCAGAUGCUGGUGAGAAAUACGGCGGAGGGGGUUGAGAGGAUGCUGUCUCGGUGA